AUGUUGGCGUCUUUUGAUGGCGGCGAUAAGACCGGGAGUUGGCGAUUGGCGGCCGCUGACCCCAAGCUGGAGGCGGAGGAGGAGGAGGAGGAGGAGGAGGAGGAGGCGGAGGAGGAGGCGGAGGCAGACGCGGAGGCGGAGGCGAUGCAUCAUGUGCAGCUAAGUCCCUUCCUGCCCCCUUACUCGCUCUCCUUACUCACCCCUCGGUCAAAGCGGAGGGAGGGCAGUGGGAUGACGCACGGCGUGCAUCCUGCAUGCCCUGCUGACCUCGCCACUCCCUCACGUGCCAAACGAGCUCGACUGGCGCUGCAUUCUCCAGUGCCUCCUCCACUCUACACGCCAUACGAGCUGCUGCUGGGAGUGCCGCCGAUGGGAGUCCUCUGCUGCUGGGGGGAUCACGAUGGGAGGAGCAGCGCCUUGCACCCGCCUUCUCCACUCUCCCGUUGUCCUCCUCUCCUCGCCACUCGUUCCUCUACUCCAGCUGCAGCAGCCCUCCCAAGGGGACCUCCCCAGGUGACAGACAGACAGCAGCCGGUAAUAGGCAAUCGAAGUGAGCAAAGGCAGGAGAGCGAUCGGAGGCUGUGGUGCUUCAGUGGUGGUAACAGAAAGGAGGCAAGCAUGGGAGCAACUCUCAAUGGAAUACAAGCAUUUGUGAGCCGUCUCGUUGUGCCAAGGAGCAGAGGCAACGCAAGAGAAGAGAGGCAGCCGGGACUUCAGGUCAAGGCAAUUCACCUGCGAUCAACAGCAGCGACAGCAGUAGUGGAGAUGACUCCUCAGGAGGCCAGGGAGGGACUACAGGCUCGAGAGGGAUGA
Closterium sp. Naga37s-1 is the source of this 813-nucleotide messenger RNA. The record is from the annotation of a GenBank genome assembly. NCBI's taxonomy places the organism in Eukaryota, Viridiplantae, Streptophyta, Zygnematophyceae, Desmidiales, Closteriaceae.